Lodderomyces orthopsilosis Co 90-125 is the source of this 453-nucleotide messenger RNA. Its product is annotated as phosphatase. Gene Ontology annotation, molecular function: protein tyrosine phosphatase activity. Gene Ontology annotation, cellular component: cytoplasm; nucleus. The record is from RefSeq and is a predicted model, not a curated record. Lineage: Eukaryota; Fungi; Ascomycota; Pichiomycetes; Serinales; Debaryomycetaceae. The transcript has a single exon. Bases 1 to 453 code for a protein of 150 amino acids.
AUGUCACGUAUACAUUCAAUCUCAGAUUUGAAAUUCAUCAAACCACCAACGCUAUACUCCUGGCUAACUAAAAAUGCUUCACCUCAUGGCUCUUUAGCAAUAAUUGACGUUCGAGAAUCUGAUUAUGUUGGUGGGCACAUCAAGGGCAGUUGGCACUAUCCAGCUGGUGAUUUCUAUACAUCAUUACCAGAAAUUUAUAACAAGAUAUACGCCAAUAAGAUACAUGAUGUUGUUUUUCAUUGUAUGUUGUCACAAGCUCGAGGUCCUUCAUCGACAUUGAAAUUCUUACGAUCAAUUGAUGAUAUUGUCGAUUCAAAAGUAAAACUGUAUUUGGAAAAUGAAGUUCAUGUAUAUGUGUUGAAAGGUGGGUUUAGUCGAUGGCAAGGUGAAUAUGGUAAGGAUUCAAAUGUAACUGAGGAUUAUAAUAUCGAAUUAUGGGAGAUGGGAUUAUAG